AUGCAAUCAUGGUCAAUCGUACUUUUUGUCCCUAUGCUUUAUUCCGACAAAAUAACUGUCGAAGAGAAUGAACAAAUCAGGCAAGAAUGUGGAGCUCAUUUUCUCCGUGAGAAUUGA
Messenger RNA from Haemonchus placei, 117 nucleotides. The record is from the annotation of a GenBank genome assembly. NCBI's taxonomy places the organism in Eukaryota, Metazoa, Nematoda, Chromadorea, Rhabditida, Trichostrongylidae.